Messenger RNA from Capsella rubella, 2013 nucleotides. RefSeq lists its product as uncharacterized. The transcript is spliced from 4 exons. Lineage: Eukaryota; Viridiplantae; Streptophyta; Magnoliopsida; Brassicales; Brassicaceae. The coding region runs from base 1 to 2013 and encodes 670 amino acids. The record is from RefSeq and is a predicted model, not a curated record.
AUGUGUCGAAUGAAUGUAUCGGGAAAGCAUAUUUGGUUUAUGCCUAAUACCAGAAGCAAGAACACAGAGCUAAUUGAUCUCAACAAUCAAGAACUAGCGGUCGCCGAUGGUGUCGAGCGACACCAGGCGGGUGUCGAUCGACACCAAGCCGCAGCUGACAAUGCACAGUUGGCGUUGAAUGCUGAAGCAGAGGAUGAGAACCGUUCACUUGGAGAAUACAACAGGCCUGCUCUGUUCUAUUCUAACCGCUCUGCUAUACGUCCUCCUGCAUUUCAGAGGAACAACUUUGAGCUGAAGCCUGGAUACUACACUCUUGUAGGACAACACCCGUUCCAUGGCCAUACUUAUGAGCAUCCAAUGGAUCAUAUUGAGAAGUUUGAGGAUCUGGAGGAAACAAGUGAAUAUGAUGAAACUGCACUUGCACAGCAAGUGUCGCUCGACACCAUCUCACGGUGUCGAUCGACACUAACACCAGUUCUCGUGGAUUCGGCUCCCGACGGACCAAUAUCGACCGCGAUCGAGACCACCUUAUCGACUCCAGAUCACUAUGUCGAGCGACACCUUCCCAGUGUCGAUCGAUACCCCUCACAGACACAACCGGAUUUUCCCGAAACUCCGCGACCAUCUACAGAAAAGAUCUACAAGCCUAAGGUUCCUUUUCCAAAGCCUAGGAAGUCUAAACAGGAGAUAGAAGAAGCUCGAUGCAAGGCAAUGAUGGAAAAGGUGGUUACUGAGAUACCUCUAGAUCAUGCAGAUCGUGAUUCACCUAUGCUUAAGCGGUGUGUUAAGAGGAUGGUCCAAAAUGAAGUGAGCCCUGAGGAAGGAGCUUUGCUGGCUAGAGACAUGGCUGCUAUCUUCUUGAAACAGACCCUGCAGAGUCAGAAAGAAAAGAAGAAGAAAAUGUUUGUUUCUAAAAAAGUUAGUGCCAUGAAUCAGAGCAGGAUUCCGGAGAAGUUACCUGAUCCAGGAAGUUUCGUGCUAGACUGCUCUAUCUUCACAGAAAGAUUUCCUCACUCUCUUUGUGAUCUUGGCUCUGGUAUCAACUUGAUACCAUACUCUGUUGCUGUGAGACUUGGGAUGACAGAUUUCAAGCCGACUAGGAUCUCUCUUAUCUUAGCUGAUAGAUCGAAAAGGAUUCCCAAAGUUAUUUUAGAGGAUGUUUUGAUAAGAGUUGGUGAAUGCAUGAUUCCUGCUGAUUUUGUUGUUCUUGAGUAUGCUAAAGAACCUAAGGAUCCUAUUAUCUUUGGGAGAUCUUUCUUGGCUAGCGCUGGUGCUCUUAUAGAUGUUCAGAAAGGAACGAUUGGACUGCAUGUGGGUGACUUAGUUAUGAACUUUGACAUGGACAAGUUAAGGAGAGCACCUACUAUUGAUGGCCAGACUUUUUCUCUAGAGGAAGCCAUGGAUGACGUGGCAGUCAUAGAGUAUUCAGAAGAUAUUACUGCUAGGGACCAGAGCGAGGGUCUAGCUACUGCUAAGUUAUUGGAAGAUGAUGUUUUUGUGCUAGAGAUGAGGAUCGCUGAGACAAAUUGCAGAAAAAGUGCUGAAACACAAGCAUCAGGCUCAGUGUCGAGCGACACCACCAAGGUGUCGAUCGACACCCCUCGCCACGACAGUCCGAACUUGCCAAAAAUGGAUGGUUUUCGGGUUGAUCUUACUACUGCAAGCUUGAGCCCUGUUCUGAAUCGGAAAGCUUCACCACCCAUACUCCAGAGACCUCGAGAAAAGCAAAGGUACGCAACUUCUUUACCCAAACCUUCUCAUAUCAUCAAUAAGACUUUCAAAGGUACAAAGACUGUUUUAGAGUUAACCAAGCCACGAGAUUAUCGUAGAGCACUUGUUGGUUCUUUUGAUGAUGUUGCAGGUAGAAGAAGUGUCCCAUCCAUACCCAGACUAUGCCCUGCUGCUGUUCCUCGUGUACUUGGUCGAUCUCCUACACCUAAUGCUUAUAAACCACCUUGGAUGAUGAGACACUAUUCUCGAAGGCAUUUAGUGCCGCUUUUUGACCAACCAUGA